Messenger RNA from Erythranthe guttata (spotted monkey flower), 1611 nucleotides. RefSeq names its product GTP binding protein. NCBI's taxonomy places the organism in Eukaryota, Viridiplantae, Streptophyta, Magnoliopsida, Lamiales, Phrymaceae. The record is from RefSeq and is a predicted model, not a curated record. Gene Ontology annotation, cellular component: cytoplasm. Gene Ontology annotation, molecular function: ATP binding; ATP hydrolysis activity; GTP binding.
CCCUAGAACCUCACUCCUCUUAAUUGAACUGCAUUUUCCACUUCUUUUUAAUUUCCAGAAAUUUUGAAGAAAAGCAGAGGGAUAAUUAUAUAUACAUAGGGAAAUGCCUCCGAAAGCAGCAAAAUCGAAGGAAGCACCUGCCGAGAGGCCCAUCCUCGGACGCUUUUCUUCUCACCUCAAAAUUGGAAUUGUUGGGUUGCCUAAUGUGGGGAAGUCAACACUAUUCAACACACUGACCAAGCUAUCUAUACCCGCUGAGAACUUUCCCUUCUGUACAAUUGAGCCCAAUGAGGCUCGUGUCAAUAUCCCCGAUGAGCGAUUUGACUGGCUUUGCCAACUCUUUAAGCCUAAGAGCGAGGUUUCAGCUUUCUUAGAAAUUCAUGAUAUCGCUGGACUUGUUCGUGGUGCUCAUGAAGGACAAGGAUUGGGAAACAAUUUCCUGUCUCAUAUCCGUGCAGUUGAUGGAAUUUUUCAUGUUUUACGUGCAUUUGAAGAUCCUGAUAUUAUCCAUGUUGAUGACCAAGUGGAUCCCGUGAGGGAUUUAGAGACUAUAUCUGCAGAAUUGCGUCUGAAGGAUCUCGAGUUCAUGGAGAGGAGAAUUGAAGAUCUUGAAAAGAGCAUGAAGAGGAGCAAUGACAAGCAACUGAAAAUUGAGCAUGAGUUAUGCCUACGGGUCAAAGCCUCUCUGGAAGAAGGAAAAGAUGCCCGCCUGGUGGAUUGGAAAGCUGCUGAUGUUGAGAUCUUGAAUACUUUUCAAUUGCUUACCGCGAAGCCUGUUGUUUACUUGGUAAACAUGAAUGAGAAAGAUUAUCAAAGAAAAAAGAACAAAUUUCUCCCGAAGAUCCAUGCUUGGGUGCAGGAACAUGGUGGUGAAACUAUGAUCCCUUUCAGUUGCUCUUUAGAGAGGAAUCUUACUGAUUUGUCCCCUGAUGAAGCUGCUAAGUAUUGUGAGGAGAACAAGGUUCAAAGUGCUCUUCCAAAGAUCAUAAAGACUGGAUUCUCAGCCAUCAAUCUUAUAUACUUCUUCACUGCAGGACCCGAUGAGGUUAAGUGCUGGCAAAUUCGUCGGCUGACUAAAGCUCCUCAAGCUGCUGGAGCAAUUCAUACUGAUUUUGAAAAAGGUUUCAUAUGCGCUGAGGUUAUGAAAUUUGAAGAUUUAAAGGAACUCGGGUCUGAGCCAGCCGUAAAGGCGUCUGGAAAGUAUCGACAGGAGGGAAAGACGUACAUCGUCCAGGAUGGAGACAUUAUUUUCUUCAAAUUUAACGUUUCUGGUGGUGGCAAGAAAUGAGGUCUUUUAAUAUGUUUAUUUUUCAAUACCAAUUUUACUGGUCGAAUUGAAAAAUUGGACACUAAGUUAUGUGUAAUUUUGCAUUUGAUUUAUCUGUUUCAUGAGAGUUGUACAAAUUUUGAUAUCUUUGAUUAGAGCAUGAAGAUUUUAUCGUGUUGUACUUUAUCAAAGUUGAGUUGAUCAUGUUUUCUGCAAUUAGAACAGGUAAAACAAGUUUAUGCUUUUGUGUUAGAACUGCAGAGAUUGAUAAAUAAAUAAAUUUAGAGAUUGAUGGUUAUUGAAAUACUCUGUUGUAAUAAAUGAUUGCCAAUUAUGGCAGUAAG